Hevea brasiliensis (rubber tree) is the source of this 1405-nucleotide messenger RNA. RefSeq lists its product as uncharacterized. The record is from RefSeq and is a predicted model, not a curated record. The transcript has 9 exons. Bases 158 to 1084 code for a protein of 308 amino acids. NCBI's taxonomy places the organism in Eukaryota, Viridiplantae, Streptophyta, Magnoliopsida, Malpighiales, Euphorbiaceae.
UUUGACCAAGUCGACUUAGAUUUGGAGUGCGAUCCGAAUCCGAGUCAGGGCCCAAACCCGGAUUAUUUCAUUUCCCACCUGGGCAUCCCGCGCUGAGUCUCUGAAGGAGUAAUUUCAUCGAGCAUUUAGCGUGCAGAAAUCUAGAAUUGAAGGAAUCAUGAAAGGCAGCAAAGCUACAGUCUUAACUCUAGCCGAAAGAUGCAAGAAUAUACUGGCUUCAAAUUGGCAAGCUUACCUCAAUACCAUCAAAGCUGACGCCCAGGGAAGCAAGAAGGAAAUACACACUUCAAAAGUUAAAUACAUACUUAAGAAGGGGAAGCCAUAUAUCUGGGUACCUGAAAAGGAUAUGCAUAAUGUGAACACAAUCAUUGAUGAACGUGGUUCGUUGGCUGUCGCAUGUCCCUUUCCUGGCCCCCUAGCAAAUUUAUUCAGAUCAAUAAAGAAGUUACCAGCACAAACUGCUCUAACUGGGGAUGUCUGCCCUCUUAAAGAUGAAAAGGCUCAGUUGGCUAUGGAAAGUGUUAAAGAAGUCAUACAGUCUGAACAGAGAGUGAUGAAUGAGUCCACUUAUACAGUUUCCGGAGUAUUAAAUUCUUCUAAUAUUAUUAGUACAUCUCGAUGUGAAAGCCUUAAGGAGCUACUUGAUGGAGGUGAAAAAUAUUGUGUUUAUAGGUUUAAUAUAAGGUCGUGUACGUUUGUUGAUGGCUAUGGACGCACUCAUGAAGUGGAAUUGGAAGAUUUGGAGAUGUCUAAAGUAGACCCCUUGGCACCAUUUUCUGCGAAGCUAAUUGAUGGCGUUAAUCGAAGUGAGGCGAGGCGUAGAGCCCUUAUACUUUUUUGUUUGAUAUACCUGAAUGCAAAUGCAAGAGAUGCAAUUAUGUUUUCUAUUGAUCGCAAGGGAUUUUAUGUGCUGGGGAAGGUUCGUAGUCCAGUCAUAAAGGAUGGCCAAAGUGAAUACCAGUGGAAGGAAUUCAGGUUUACAUUCAAGGAAGAGGCAAGUGAUAUUGAAACUUUUUGUCAUCAACUUGUAGAAAUGGAGGAGGAAGCUGUGAAGAAGGUUUCAAGCUACAGCGGUUUAACAUGAGAGUAUAUACAACCAGUGGAAAGAUUCAGUUCACUUUUAAGAAACAAACUAGUUAUGAUCCUGCAACCUUUUAUUUAUUUAUUUAUUAUUAUUAUUUUUUAAUCUUAAACACAGCUAUGGAUGCGAAUUUCAAGGGUGUUUUAUAUGAGAACUAUAGCAACCACUAUCCACCAUUGUGUGAUAUAAGAUAUGAUGUUUUUGCUGAUCAAAUGGUUGCCAAAAAUUGUUAGAAAAUAAUAGUAAUUGUCAAACUCUGGUUUCUGAAGUUAACUGCUGAUAAUGUGUUUUAUGCAAACACAACACUCCAUUCUUAUUCCUAAA